Molecule: messenger RNA, 1731 nt
Organism: Mucor mucedo
Lineage: Eukaryota; Fungi; Mucoromycota; Mucoromycetes; Mucorales; Mucoraceae
Product: Rab3 GTPase-activating protein regulatory subunit N-terminus-domain-containing protein
Exons: 6
Coding region: 1-1731 (576 amino acids)
Biological process (GO): regulation of GTPase activity
Source: RefSeq, a predicted model, not a curated record
AUGCCAACAACAAAAAGACUUAAAUGUUUACUAGAGGAACAUUAUAAAAUACCUUUUCCCAUAUUGUCUAUACUUGUGGGUAAUUUACCCCAAGUCUCCAGCGCUAUUAAAGAUGUCACGGACGAAACGUUAGAAGACUCACAAAUUAUUAAAGCACCCAAAGAAGACGGUUGGAAUAAAGUCGGUAUGGAUGACAUGGAUGAGGAACCUGUGCCUUCGGCAGCCGACAUUAUUACACGAUCGCCUUCACCCAACAUACCCAUCCAUGAUAGCUAUUUAAUAUCCUGUUCAGCAGGAGGAAAGAGUAUCUUACUAGCUUACAAGACAAAGUUCGUCAUGGUCAAAUUAAAUAACGAAGGUGAAUAUUCCGCUAUAGGUCAAGGUUCUGGUUGUCAACAACCUGGUGAAGAGAUCACAUCGAUAUUGUGUCUACCAUUAUUUGUACCAUCCACUCGAUUAACUAUAAAUUAUGUCAUGUGUGGUUAUAACACAGGCUGGGUCCGUGUGUUUUCAGAGCUUGGUGCACUCUUAACCGAACAACAACUAGAACUGACACCUGUCAUUAGCAUCAAAAUCCGAACACCACCACCCAUAGUCAAAGUAUCGCAGGGUCAUAAAUUAACGGAAGACGAAGACAUCACCAUCUUAUUUCGGGGUAACCGUGUCGUCAGUAUCGAUGGACAAAGUCUUUGGAUGGUACUGAGAGUAUGUGAUGGUCAACGAGAAAGUGGCAUUGAUGCUUCUCGUAUGCAUACCGCUUUCACCUACAAAAAAUGGGACUUACAACACCAAAAGGAGGUGAAGGAUAUCAUUAGUUUGGGUCCUUCCCCUACUUAUAGCAUGACUCCCUUUCUCGAUCCCACCAACACCACCACCACCACAGCAGACCUCCCUUCAUCAAGAAAUGCUACCUCGCGCUAUAUCGCUGUAGGAUCACAACCGAUGCUUUCUUAUUACGCUACAUCCGAAUCGAGUCGUCCCCUCAUGUCACCUACGACCAUGGCCAGCUAUGUCGUCUCGCGUGUCACUUCACCCGUAUUUUCAUUUGCAAAAUCUUGGUGGGGUCAUACCACACAUCCAUCGUCCGGACCUCAAUCACCCACACCUUAUGUCCCCGAGAUGCAUCGUCCCCCCAGUCAUAUUGAACCUGCUACCGUCAUCCCUUCCAUCUUAUCCGUCAAUGAUCCUUUGCGACAGAUCAAUACGAUUUCCGUCUGUCCUCCCUCCACCAGCGCACAACGCCAGACCUUGGCUGCCACAUGUGACGCAUUGGGUCGUGUUAUUUUAUGGGAUGUGUUGCAAGGUGACAUGAUUCGCAUGUGGAAGGGUGUACGUGAUGCCGUCUGUGGUUGGGUCGAGGUAUUUGAACAUGAACUAUAUCAGGUCGAAAGUACCGUACCCAAGAAGGUGUUGUUGUUUUUGGUCAUGUAUACAUCGAAACGUGGCCAUCUCAAGAUCUUUCAGAUGCGUCAUGGGAACCAAGUCGGUGCGUUUCAUGUGGGUUCGGGUUGGCAACUCGUGCCAUGUGCUCGUGAACCAUUGGGAAGUAGUAUGGUGAGUCCUGAAAGACGAAAGAGUCCAGCGGAUAAAAAUGAAUAUGGGGGACUUUCGAAUUGUUUGAUGGUCGGUCCGGAUGGUGAGGUACGAAAAGUGAAAAUUGUCUUAAAGGACGCUCAACCCACCGUGCAAAUGGAUGACAUGCCAACCACACAGGAAGAAAACGCCUUGUGA